Molecule: messenger RNA, 2379 nt
Organism: Megachile rotundata (alfalfa leafcutting bee)
Lineage: Eukaryota; Metazoa; Arthropoda; Insecta; Hymenoptera; Megachilidae
Gene: ICA69
Product: islet cell autoantigen 1-like protein
Biological process (GO): regulation of transport
Cellular component (GO): Golgi apparatus
Molecular function (GO): protein domain specific binding
Source: RefSeq, a predicted model, not a curated record
UAAUUUUUCAAAUUUUAAAAUUUGCGAAUUCCCAAAUUUCCAAAAUUUAAAAUUUAAAAGUUUAGCAACCAAUAAGCAAUGAGGUUGAAUCCUUUUUCCCCUACGUUGCCAUUUUCCCUAGAGAAACCUGCCAUGCUCACCAGUGUACUGCCUGUUAUCUUCUGCUGUCAAGUUGACAGGAAAAGGAUGUGUCUGUAUUCUUAUCAGUAUUAAAGUCUAAACAACCUAUUUUAAUUAACUUGAACGUAUUAAAUAUGUGUGUUAAACAAAUAUGAUAUUUACAAGCAAUUUGUCAUUUCAAAUAACAUUUUAAAAUCACUUUUAUAACUUUGAUUUGUGAACAUUUACUACAAUUCGAAUUUUAAACCAAUAUCUUCAUGAUGAAUACAUAUAACAAAAAUGGAUCAGGUGUAUCAGGAAAUGCUUUCGAUUGUUGGGUACAAAGAACUAACAUGCACGAUGAUUCUGCCAUAACAAAAAUGCAACAUCAGUUCUGGGUUACGAAGCAAGCUUUAUCAAGAAAAUUGGGAAAAAAAGAAGAUGAAUGUAUAGUAGCAUCUGAUGCAGAACUAGAUGCUAAACUAGAAUUAUUUCGCAGUAUUCAAGAAUCCUGCUCUUAUUUGCAAAGAAUUAUUGAUAAAUAUCAAGAAAGAUUAUGUGACCUUGCACAGGAAGAAAAUGCAAUGGGUAGAUUUCUUAAAGAUGCCGGUAAACAAGACAAAACUAGAGCUGGCAAGAUGAUGUCAGCAGUUGGAAAAUCAUUAUCUUAUUCUGGUCAACAAAGACUAGCACUGAGAGCACCACUUGGUCGAUUGUAUCAAGAAGUAGAAACAUUUAGACAAAGAGCUAUUGAAGAUACACUGCAAAAGGUUCAAGCAAUGGAGAAAGCUCGUACAGAAUAUAGAGCAGCUCUAUCAUGGAUGAAAAAUGUUUCUCAAGAAUUAGAUCCUGAUACAUCAAAACAGCUGGAAAGAUUUCGCAAAGUUCAAACACGUGUUAGACAGGGCAAGAUAGCUUUUGAUAAUUUAGCUUUGGAUUGUCUCCAAAAAGUAGACCUGUUAGCAGCAGCAAGAUGUAACAUGUUCAGUCAUGCCCUAGUUUUAUAUCAGAGCACGCUUCUAAAUUUCACCAAAAAAUCUGCACAAGCAUAUUCAACGAUAGCAAGCAGUUUUAAAGGAUAUCAACGAUACGAUUUUAUGGUUGUAAGAGAACUCGCCGAACCUUCGAGUAAACUAGCUCAGGAAACGGGGGGUGAUGAUGAUCUUGAUGAUAAAGACAAAUUAUCAUUCUUUGAUAUGGAUUUUCAUGAUAAUAUUGAGGAAGCAGAAGAAGUUCAACCUACUACAGCAAAUACAGUUGAAAAUAAUAAAGAGGAUGAAAAAUUGCUGGAUAUUGAAUGUGACACAAAGGACAUAUUAGAAUUUGAAGGAUUAGAUAUAAAUUCUAGUUCUUCGAAAAAUGGAAUCACAGAAUCCACUUCUAACUUAGAACAUAAAGAUGAUGUUGAUCAACUUUUUAAAAGUUUAUCUUUAGAUAAUACGUGUCAUAAUAAUAAACAAUCAACCAACGAUAUGCAAGAAGGAAAUCAAAUUCAACUUGAUAAAAGCUUUGAUGAUCAAAGUUUAGGAAUGGACAUAUUUGAUAGAUCUGACACCAAUUUUAAUUUGACUAACUUUUCUUCUUUAGAAGUACAAAAUCAAGGGGAACAAUCUUUGCACUCUCUCACAUCUGAAAAUAUUGUUCUAUUAAAUGAUCUUUUCAGUGAUAAACAGAGUACUGAAAAUGAAUGGGAGGCAGCCAUGUCUACUGAUACUUUUUUACCACCAAAUAUUUUGAAACAAAGUUUAGGCGACGCGGCACUUGGUAUUGGACAAAAGAGUACUUUGACUAUGAAUACUGGUGACAAAAAAUCGAGUAAGACUGGAAAGCAAAAGGGUAAUUCUUGGUUGGACUUAUUUGCUGAAUUGGAUCCAUUAGCUAAUAACCCAAUGGAAAAUCUUUCCAACGACAGCAAUGCCUCUGCUUAAUUUUUUAAAGCAGUUAAAAUGUAUUAUUAUUAUUAUUAUUAUUUAUACUUAGUUGCAGUUUAUAGAAACAGUCAGAGCAUACGUUUUUAUUGUUUCAAACAAUGCAAUGUUCAGACAUCAUUCAUUUAUUGCGUUUGUACUAAUAUUUCGUAUUUAUUAUUUAAAACUUAACAUUCCCAGUUUCUAAAGUUUCACGGAAACCUAAACAAUGUAAGAUAAUAAUCAAAAAUAUUUAAAUUUGGUAUCUUUUUAGUUUCGCACCAAAGAAAUAAGAUCUGUUACUUUAUAAAUAUGCUAGUCAAGUACUUUUUCUUAAAUACAUUAAAAAUAUUUUUUGCCAUUUUUUCUUCAU